Messenger RNA from Anas platyrhynchos (mallard), 4478 nucleotides. It is a transcript of the gene KCTD10, whose product is annotated as potassium channel tetramerization domain containing 10. Gene Ontology annotation, cellular component: Cul3-RING ubiquitin ligase complex. The record is from RefSeq and is a predicted model, not a curated record. Gene Ontology annotation, molecular function: ubiquitin-protein transferase activity; protein binding. Gene Ontology annotation, biological process: protein ubiquitination; negative regulation of Rho protein signal transduction; proteasome-mediated ubiquitin-dependent protein catabolic process. NCBI's taxonomy places the organism in Eukaryota, Metazoa, Chordata, Aves, Anseriformes, Anatidae.
GGAACAGGGAAGGGGGAGAGGGGGGGAGGGAAGAGGCUGAGGGAACAGGGAAGAGGCUGAGGGGUCUCAGGGCGUGCAGGCUGUCAGCCCCCGGCGGUGGCUCCAUGCACUGGGGACUGCCCAGUUGUGAGUUGGGUUAUUCAUGAGGAAGAGAUGUCGGGAGAAAGCGUGGUGAGCUCAGCGGUGCCGGCGGCCGCCACCCGCACCACCUCCUUCAAGGGCGCCAGCCCCAGCUCCAAGUACGUCAAGCUGAACAUCGGCGGCGCCCUGUACUACACCACCAUGCAGACGCUGACCAAGCAGGACACGAUGCUCAAAGCCAUGUUCAGCGGCCGGAUGGAAGUCCUGACCGACAGCGAAGGCUGGAUCCUGAUCGACCGCUGCGGGAAGCAUUUUGGGACGAUCCUCAACUACCUGCGCGACGGUGCCGUGCCGCUCCCCGAGAGCCGCCGGGAGAUCGAGGAGCUGCUGGCCGAGGCAAAAUACUACCUGGUGCAGGGGCUGGUGGACGAGUGCCAGGCAGCCCUGCAGCAGAACAAAGAUGCGUAUGAACCCUUCUGCAAGGUCCCGGUCAUCACGUCGUCCAAGGAGGAGCAAAAGCUGAUCGCCACUUCUAAUAAGCCAGCGGUGAAGUUGCUAUAUAACAGGAGCAACAACAAAUAUUCCUACACCAGCAACUCUGACGACAACAUGCUGAAGAACAUCGAGCUGUUCGAUAAGCUCUCGCUGCGGUUCAACGGGAGGGUGCUGUUCAUAAAAGACGUGAUCGGAGACGAGAUCUGCUGCUGGUCCUUCUACGGCCAGGGACGGAAGAUCGCUGAAGUCUGCUGCACCUCCAUUGUGUACGCUACUGAGAAGAAGCAGACCAAGGUGGAGUUCCCAGAAGCCCGCAUUUACGAGGAGACGCUGAACAUCCUGCUGUACGAGUCCCAGGACGGGAGAGGACCUGACAACGCGCUCCUGGAGGCCACAGGAGGGGCAGCUGGGCGCUCCCACCACUUGGAGGAAGAUGAGGAGCGGGAGCGCAUCGAGCGCGUGCGAAGAAUUCACAUCAAGCGGCCGGACGACAGAGCCCACCUGCACCAGUGAGCGGCCCCACAGGCUGCCGGCUGCAGUGGGGCUGCCUGGGCAGCUCCUCUUCUCUUCAACCAAGUCUGUAAAUUCCGUUUUUGUAACAAACUAGAUUAUUUGGGGGUAUUUAAAUGCAGUAGUUCUAGGACAGGAAUAAGAAAGGUCACCGGGCGUGCGGUAGAUGUGUGAGGCCCCGUUGAGCGUCGGGGAGAAAUGCCCUGAAUUUUUAGCACUCUCGUCUUUUGCUCUUUUGUGGUUAGUGAGGAAGAAGGCUGGCUUCCUUUGGCUUUUGUAAUUAUCCUGCACUUUAAACCAAACCGACAGACAAACCCGACAGCAACAAAAGGUCAGUCAGCCGCCUGUCCUCCUUCCAGGCACUCCCUGGCCCUGUCUCCUCCCGGGCAUUGCGGCGUGGGAGGAACGUGGCCAUCCGAGCACCGGAGCUGCUGCAGAGCUCCCUCUCCUCCAGGCCUGCAGGUGAUAGGGUCGGUAGCUCGGGAGUGCCUCAGCACGGCUGCCAGCCCAACGAGAGCCACGUGCUGAGCACCUCGUGCUGGCAGUGCCUGGCGUAGAGGGAGCCCUGCGUGGUGCUGGGCUGGGGGGAGCUGCCUGCAGCUCCCCACCACGCUCGGGGCCCUCUCCCCCAACGGUUUGGUGGAGCUGCUACAGCACGGAAUUGUGGGGACCCAGCCCUGCUUUGUCGGUGCAGUGCUGGGGGGAGAUGUUAAAAUUCCUCCAGAUGGAGGACCAGGAGCUAAUUGUACCUGAUGGCUUUUCCUUGGGGGUGUUGCUGCCAGUUGGAGCUUAGAACUUCUGCCUGACCCCAUACCUGUGCUAGGGAGCCUACUUCCAUCAAAUUACGGGUCAGGGAGCUGUGCUUUCUGUCCUGCUUUCACCACGGGUUAGAUUUCAUCGCAGGUCCAACCAUUCCACGCCUGCCUCACGUAGGUUGGAGGCCAGCAGCCGUAGGUGGGUUCUGUGACUGAUAGGGGAGCAUUUUCUUGCACUGAGUACCACGGGGAGGAAAAGACGGUGGCCCAGAGGUGGCUGAUCCUUGUUUGCCUUUAUCCUGAGCAUAUUUCCAAGUCUCUUUGCAGAAAUGGCAGCUGUGUGUGAAAGGGCGGAGCUGAAACGUAGAGAAAGCUGAAUCGUCUCGCUUCCUGAGAGUAGUUCUCUAUUAUAAAUGAGUGUCUUAUCUACCUCCUAGUCUCGUGUUGCCUCGUGUGGAGUCAAGUGGCAAUUAUAGUGGUAGAUCGUGUGUAAUUCGAUAGGAUUGGAUGCUGAAGGAUAGUGAGAAGAGCAACGGCUGUAAUGGUCAAUGCAGCAAAUCUUGGCAGGGAGAGAAACCAGCAGCAGCGAGUAUUAAACUUCCAGGCAGGAUGGCAGCCACCACAGCACUUUGGUUUAUUCUAUUAUUUUUGACUCUUCAUCUGGAAUAUCAACUGGCCUCGACAGCCAGCUGUCUCACAGAGCAGCAGCUCUGUCUUUACGUGGGUAUUUGCUUCUGUAAACUUCGUGCUGCAAGGAGGUCUGCUCCCGCUCAGGGCUGCUGAUGGCAUCCUAACACGUCAAAAACCAAAGGUGUGGUCAGCAUCACCAGCGAUGUUUUAUCUCCAGUUGCAGAGCAGCUGGCUGGGGUCUAACUGCUAAGGCUGAAGCCUUUUGUUUGUGCGGGUUACGCUUCUGGAGCAUCGUGUAGGACUACAAGCUCACGGUUAGGCUGAAUCUGUCUUUCUAGUAACCAAAGACUUUUCUAAAUUACAGACACCAUCUGUGGCAGAUGUGAUUGUUGUUCCUGUCUCCUCUUAUCUCUCUUCAGCUACUGAUAAGUGAGAACUCAGCAGUGCCCAGCCCUAUCAGUGUAGUUCAGCAGCUUCAGCCCUGUCCUUCCUACCCUGGGCUUCUGUUUUAAGCCGUACCUGCGUGUGCUGGCAGCAGUGCACGCUGUGGGUUCGUACAAGUCCAUAGUGCAGUUGGUUGUGAGGCCCCGGUGCCUCUCCCUUACCUUCCUCAUGCGAUAAGCUGGGGAGUGUGGAAGUAAAGUCCCCGGGAUCGCUCUCUGGCACCGUGCACUUUGACACUGGUGUGUUGUGGGGCUGGUUGUGGGGGGCUGUAACAGGCCUACUGCCCUCAGGGGGGUGGGAGUGUCUGUGCUCUGCCCUGUUUUAAGCCAUUGUCUGACUCCUGCAUCCCCUCAGCCCCCUCUUUAUCUGGCUGUGGGGCCAGCAGGUGGCUCAGCACAGGGGCAGAGGAGCUUUGGGCAGUGGGGGCUGCUCAAACGCCAUCCAGUCCCCUCCUGGGGUGCAAGAGCAGCUUUGGCUCCAGAUGCUGAGCACCUGAGAGGUCACAGCUCUGUGAUUAACCUCUCUGUAAAUAGAUGAGUAACUGGCUUCGGGAUUUCCUCUUUCAGGCUUUGCAAACUAUGUUCUUAAAAGAUAGGGGAUGAUUUUUUUUUUUUUUUUAAAUCUUUUACAGCUGUUUAUUGUAGGCAUUGCUUUAGUCACUCCAGGAGAGUCUGAGCAGGUUUCAGUUUUGGUAUUGGAUUAUGGGCAGGCUCUGCUUUAACACACUCCAAACUGAACUAAUUGCCCCAGCUGUGUAAUAAUGAUGUUAAUAACGAUGUUAAUAACGAUGUAUUGCUGCACAUGUUACAACAGCCUUUACCUACUGGCCACUUGUCCUUGCUUUGUUGAGACUUAAUGAACAAAACCAGCUCCCACAGCUCCUUAAUGCCAUUGCACAAAUACUCCUAGCCCUUGAGCCUCUUACUUUAAAUGGUUUUGCCACUACGGCUUUCGGGGGAAGUCAGGGUGCAGGGCAGCCACCCUGCUCACAAGCUGAUGGAGUACUGCAUGGCAUAAACGGUGCAGCCCUGCCUCCUGGGAUUCGUGCACAUUACUCUUCAGCACCCAACAACAGCCCAUAAUACUGACAGGGUAAAGCAGGCUGAAGCCUUGCUCUUGGAGGUGAUUUUAGUCCAUUAUAGAAAUGCAGAAAAGCUUCAAAGCAGCAGGUUGUGAUACGGUUAGGGGUGGACAGGACAGGCAAGAGUAACCCCCAGCCCCAAGCUAGCUAAGAACGUGUUUGCUCCCACCCCUCAGAACAGCUGUAGCUCCCCAAAGCAGCCACUCCUGUAUUUGUACAGCCACGUUCUGGAGCCCCCCCUGCUGCAGGACAUCACCUGGUCAAAGUCUCCAAGCUCCAGUCUUACCUUUGUGCAAGGGGUGGGUGGAACCCUUUAGUCUUAAUGGAGUUGUUGUGUUUUGUGUUCUGUACAAUCAUUCCCUCCUAUUUUGUACUUAUACCCAAAAAAGCUUAAGAUGGACUUCAGUGUAUGGUUGAUGUUUGCAAUAUGUACUUUUUUUUUUUUAAUAUGACAAAAUAAAUUAGAAGAUAUUUCAUAUUUA